Trametes versicolor FP-101664 SS1 is the source of this 2046-nucleotide messenger RNA. RefSeq lists its product as uncharacterized. The record is from RefSeq and is a predicted model, not a curated record. Lineage: Eukaryota; Fungi; Basidiomycota; Agaricomycetes; Polyporales; Polyporaceae. The coding region runs from base 1 to 2046 and encodes 681 amino acids. The transcript is spliced from 3 exons.
AUGCAGGCCUGGCCACGCGAACGUCACACUCGGGUAUGGGCUAUGGGUAUUUCGGUCGACGAGCUAGAAGUGGUCCCCGCGGCGCCUGUGACACCGAAAAUGUCCAAGGCGGAACCGAAGCAGACGGUCGACCAGUUGUCGCCUCUCACCCCUGUCAACAGCUCUGAUGAGGGCGAGGGGAGCUUGUUUGAAGGGUCAUCUUCGCCCUUUCCCGCCAUGGUGGAACUGCCAUCGACGACCGAAGGACUUUUCCCUGCCUUGUCUUCCAGCACAAGCGCGCAAGAGGGCCAGGUUAAGGACGUGAUCGAAAUUGGGUACUCUGAUACCGACAGCCAGCGUUCCAUGCCCGCCGUCGCGCACCCGCCCCCCGAGGCCAUCGUCCCUUACAUUGCGGUUCCCCCUCUUCCCCCAUAUGUAGUAACCGGGCUCAAGAGAGUGUCGUCCCCUUCUCGGUCUGAUUUCGCGACCCAACCGCGGAAGAAGCCGAAGCCUGCAGGCCGGAGCGACCCUGGGUCCUCCGCGCUUACGCCUCAUACAAGAGGUCCCGGCGAUAGAGCUGAACACCCUUCACGCCACCGCAGCCAUCGGUCUGGCGACAACUCCACCUCGCGGUCCUCGAUGCCCCGCGUCGCUGACAACUCCGCGUCCCAGGGCAUGGUGGAUGCCUUAACACGAGCGGCGCAAAUGAACAGCAAGCCGCCCACCUACUCGCCACCGCCGCAAACAAAGCGCAACUACUACCCUCCGCCGCGGACGAUCAAGAAGCCGCAUGUAAGGCGCAGGGCUGUCGCCGCAGUGAUCCUGUCCGACUCUGAACAAACGUCGACCCUUCCGCGAGGCCCUAGCUCUGCCGUGCUGACGUCCGACAUGGAACUGGACUAUCCAGAUCUGGAAGAGGUUCCAUCGCUCUCCGGCUUUGUCGCGCCACCCUCCAUGCAAGAGCGCGCACCUCCCUCCGUCUCUGGUACCCCACAGAUACCUAGACGCUCGAUGCUGAAGCGCACAUUCACAGACGCUGCGCUCGAGUCCGACAAGCCUCCGGGGCGGACAUCUUCGUCGGCAUCUUCGUCGGCAAGCUCCCUCGCCUCGCUCGGGCGCAAUUUCAAGAAGCGGAAAGGCCCGCCCGCGAUCUCAAAGGAAGACGUGGCCAAGAGGCAAAGCGAGGAAAGGAGCGACGACGCACCGAAGACGAAGGGGAAAUUAAAGGCCUCCGCCAACUCCGUGGCGCCUGGUAUGAGUCGACGCUCUUCCCGCGCGUCGGAAAGCCGAGCCAUGGUCAGCAGCACGUCUGGCCUCCAGCGCGCGCUCUCCGCUCCUACUACCGGCGCGCAUCGCACUCGCGGAGAGUCGUCGCUCAACGGCUCGUACCUCCUGCCUGACGGCCCACCUGUCGCAGCCGUGUCGGUGUGCGCGGCUAUCGUAGAGUCGGCGUCGAGGGCGGAAGAGGCGCGUGUUGAGCCGUCUUCGAUGGCCAAGGUCAAUUCGCCAGCACCCCCACCCUCUUUGCCUCCCCGGAACGCGUUAGUCUCCGACGCGCCAUCCGCCUCUGCGUUCCCCAGCACCUCCUUCGCUCCUGUUCUCCCCGCACUCCGUCAGCCUAUUCUAGAUGCGUAUUCCUGUGUCGACGACCACUCGGCUCGAUUCAAACGAUCGAUCCAGGCCUUCGCCACUCUCUUGCCCGAUUUGAUUAACAGUGGGCUCGCCCUCGCCUCCGCUUCGCGGUCGGACCCGCACCUGGAGGAAGAGGUGAACACCCUGCGUCAUACAAUCCACCAGCAAGACCAGAAGAUAGAGCGCAUCGAGAGCGAGAAUGUCGAGCUGCGCCGUCAAGUUAGGAGGCAAGAUGAGAAGAUAGCCGACGUGACGCAGGACCUCGAGGCAAUGCAGAGGCGGUUGCAGCCUUUACAGGACAGUGAGAAGAAGGAGCGCGAGGAGAGAAACCUCAUGGCUCAAGAGGUCCGGAACCUGACCAGCAAGAUUGAGCGUCUUGAAGCAGGAGCAGGUAGCAGCGGUGUGGGCAUGGCACGGCUUGGAGAGAUGAUAUAG